UGUAGUUUAGUCCCCAGUGAUGCAGGAUCACCUGGGUCCCCUUCAAGUGGACAUGUUGGCAACAUUAGUCCACCAUCCAGCUUAUGUUUCAGAGUGUGUAUUUAGAACAAUAAAGCAAAUCUUGCUUUGCUUGAAUACAGGCCCUGCCCACAGGGCAGCUAUGACUCAAUCCUGGAACAAAGUAGAAUAGACCAAAACCUUCCAGAAUUUAUCCCCAUCAUGCCCAUCCCACAAUCCUGACAUUUGUUUGCUUCAACACUCUCUUAAUCAGCUUCCUACUUUUCUUUCCUACUAAGCAAGGGUAUGCUGUUCAAACACCCAAAUGCACUCUGUCCUAGCUCCUUUUUAUUUCCCAAUACAUUUGUCUUUCCUCCAUCACUCACACUUUCUUCUGUGUUUUUUCCAACAAUUUGUAGUUAUUUAAAAAGCCCUCUCUCAUCAAAGGACCAUCUUCCUUGUUUCGGGGGCUUACAGGUAGGGAUGAUGGUUUGAGACUAGUUUCUGUUUUGCAGUAUACCUUUGAGUGAACAACCUGGAAGGAAGACAGUUGAUAGUAUAUAGAAAUGAGGAGAAAGGCCUUUUCUGGAGGUAAAACUGCAGGGGGAGCCAGGCAGACAUGGAGAAGAAUCCUUGAUGGUUUAUACUUUUUGGGAAAUCCUGUACCCAGUGAAUUAAUUUGCUUUGACUUGGCUGUUUAUAGUCCUGUUUCUUUUUUCCUAAUCAAGACAAAUGAGGCUCAACUAAGGAAAGUGAAUAUAAGAUACUUAUCCUGAAACUAAACUCCUCUUUUAACUCUCAUGAAUGACAAGUAGGACGAUUAAAAUGUGUGAGCACUAAGAAUUACUUAACUAACUAACCCUGGUAUUUUCUCUAGGGUAGGAGGCUGAAGCAUCUUUCUCCAGAAAUGUCUUUGGAAAGCAAAGGGCGACGUGUCCUUCCACCUAGAGACCCUGGUGAAGGAAGUGUCCAGUGCAGUCCUCCGUCUAGGACCCAUCUGGGGCUUGAAAGGGAAUCAAGUACUGACUUCAAGCAAUUUGAGGCCAAUGAUCAAUGCAGACCUUAUCCUAGGAUCCAUAUGGAGCCUCAAGAGAAAUCAAAUAUUAACUUCAAGCAAUUUGUCAUAAAAAAACUACGGAAGAGUUGCCAGUGCAACCCAUCCAAAGCCAAAAAUACGAUUUUUGGUUUCCUUCCUGUUUUACAUUGGCUCCCAAAAUAUGACCUGAAAAAAAACAUUUUAGGAGAUUUGAUGUCUGGCUUGAUCGUGGGCAUCUUAUUGGUGCCCCAGUCCAUUGCUUAUUCCCUCUUGGCUGGCCAAGAACCUAUUUAUGGUCUGUACACAUCUUUUUUUGCCAGCAUCAUUUAUUUUCUAUUGGGUACCUCCCAUCACAUCUCUGUGGGCAUCUUUGGGAUUCUGUGCCUUAUGAUUGGUGAGGUAGUUGAACGAGAACUGCACAAAGCUGGCUAUGACACGGCUCACAUUGCUUCUUCUUUAGGGAUGACUUCACAUGGGAGCACAUUAGACCAGACACCAUAUAGGAUAUGUGACAGAAGUUGCUAUGCAAUUACAGUUGGCAGCACUAUAACCUUUAUCGCUGGAGUUUAUCAGGUAGCGAUGGGCUUCUUUCAAGUGGGCUUUGUUUCUAUCUACCUCUCAGAUGCCUUGCUGAGCGGAUUUGUCACUGGUGCCUCCUUCACUAUUCUUACAUCUCAGGCCAAGUACCUCCUUGGGCUCAACCUUCCUCGGAGCAACGGCGUGGGCUCACUGAUCACUACUUGGAUAAACAUCUUCAGAAACAUCCAUAAGACCAAUCUCUGUGAUCUCUGCACCAGCUUUUUGUGCCUUCUGGUUCUUUUGCCAACCAAGGAACUCAAUGAGCACUUCAAGUCCAAGCUUAAGGCACCAAUUCCUACUGAACUCAUUGUCAUUGUGGCAGCCACAUUAGCCUCUCAUUUUGGAAAACUCAGUGAGAAAUACAAUAUCAGUAUUGCUGGGCAUAUUCCCACUGGAUUUAUGCCACCCAAAGCACCGGACUGGAACUUGAUUCCUAGUGUGGCUAUAGAUGCCAUAGCUAUCUCUAUCAUUGGCUUUGCAAUCACUGUAUCACUUUCUGAGAUGUUUGCCAAGAAACAUGGCUAUACAGUCAAAGCAAAUCAGGAAAUGUAUGCCAUUGGCUUAUGCAAUAUCAUCCCUUCCUUCUUCCACUGUUUCACUACUAGUGCAGCUCUUGCAAAGACACUGGUUAAAGAAUCAACAGGCUGCCAAACUCAGCUUUCCAGUGUGGUGACAGCGCUGGUGCUUCUGUUGGUCCUCCUGGUAAUAGCUCCUUUAUUCUAUUCCCUUCAGAAAAGUGUCCUUGGUGUGAUCACUAUUGUCAAUCUCCGGGGAGCCCUAUGUAAAUUUAGGGAUCUUCCCAAGAUGUGGAGGGUUAGCAGGGUGGAUACAGUUAUCUGGUUUAUUACUAUGCUGUCCUCUGCAUUGAUAAGUACUGAAAUAGGCCUGCUCAUUGGGGUUUGUUUUUCUAUGUUUUGUGUCAUCCUCCGCACUCAAAAGCCAAAGAUUUCAUUGCUUGGCUCGGUGGAAGAGUCUGAACUCUUUGAAUCCAUGUCUGCUUACAAGAACCUUCAGGAUAAGCCAGACAUCAAAAUUUUCCGCUUUGUAGCCCCUCUUUACUACAUAAACAAGGAAUAUUUUAAAUCUGCUUUAUAUAAAAAGACUGUCAACCCAAUCUUAGUAAAAGCAGCUUGGAAAAAGGCAGCAAAGAAGAUCAAAAAGGAAACAGUGACUUUCAGUGGGGUCCAGGAUGAAGUUUCAGUGCAACUUUCUCAUGACCCCUUGGAGCUCCAUACCAUAGUGAUUGACUGCAGUGCAAUACAGUUUUUAGAUACAGCAGGGAUCCAUACACUGAAAGAAGUUCGCAGGGAUUAUGAAGCCAUUGGCAUCCGGGUUCUGCUGGCUCAAUGUAAUCCCUCUGUGAGGGAUUCUCUGGCCUGGGGAGAGUACUGCAAAAAGGAAGAUGACAACCUUCUCUUUUAUAGUGUAUAUGAAGCAGUGGCUUUUGCAGAAGAAUUGCAAAAUCAUAAAGGAAUAUGUACUCCCAACAGUCUGAGUCUUUCCACUGAAUAGAUAGAAGGAAGAAAGAUAGCUAACCAGUAGGUUCCACAAUGGAAAUGUACGCUUCAAAUGCUAACCUACUGGCUAGGCAGUAUUCUUCUUUGGAAGCUGCUGGCUUUUAUAGAUAGAAAGGUGCUGCAGAGCUCAUAGGUAAAAUCAAAAAGAAAAUACUGUGGUUUUAAGCUUUCUUGGAAAUAUGAGGUAUUCUUGAAAUUAAACAUCUAUUGAAUUGAACUAUAAAGUAUCCCCAGGACUUAACUACCAUGUUGUUUUAGAAGAUAAGCAUUUAGACUCUUCUCCAGGAAGUAAAGGGGUAAAGCUGGCAUUUAUAUAAGAAGUGCUGGAGCCUGCUUGACAUGGCUCUUUGGAGAGGAGUAGAAAGGUGGCAGGGAAAGGAUGUUGUGCUUGCUUUUGUACCUGCAGGCCCAGAGGCUUCUGGAGCACACAGUAAUGACUAAACAAGUUUAUUCUUUUUUUUUAAAUUUUUUUCUUAUCAUUAAUCUACAAUUACAUGAAGAACAUUAUGUUUACUAGGCUCUCCCCUACCCCAAGUCCCCCCCACAAACCCCAUU
Messenger RNA from Manis javanica (Malayan pangolin), 3684 nucleotides. NCBI's taxonomy places the organism in Eukaryota, Metazoa, Chordata, Mammalia, Pholidota, Manidae. The record is from RefSeq and is a predicted model, not a curated record.